Messenger RNA from Spodoptera frugiperda (fall armyworm), 640 nucleotides. Its product is annotated as nematocyst expressed protein 3-like. Bases 138 to 623 code for a protein of 161 amino acids. The transcript has 2 exons. The record is from RefSeq and is a predicted model, not a curated record. Lineage: Eukaryota; Metazoa; Arthropoda; Insecta; Lepidoptera; Noctuidae.
CAAAGUACAUGCCAGAUAGCGCCACCGAGUGUCGCCACAGUAACACAGCGGUGGCGACACCGCGAUAGCGGCGCGUAUAUAGGCGCGGGCGACACAGCGACAGAACAAGUUGCUUGCACGACAUACAACAUACUACAAUGAACUCCUUCGUCGCUUUGUUCUGCUUCGCUGCUCUGGCGCAGGUCGCGUACUCGCAGUACGCCUACCCGUGUGCCGCAGCCCCCGCCCCGGCGCCCCUGGUCCUCCCCGCCCCCGCGCUAGCCCCCGCCAACCCGUGCGCCGUGCCCCCCAUACUCGCCGCGCUGGCGCCCGCACUGCCCACCCUGGCGCCGGCCCUCGCCAACACUAUCUCCGCCUCAAUCGCCGCGUCCCUCCCCCCCCUGCUGGACGCUGCUCUGCCCACGGUGCUGACCUCCGUGCUGUCCGCCGCUGGUCCUCUACUGGAGGCUGCCCUACCCCCAGGCUGUGGUUACGCCCCAGCUCCUCUAGCUCUCCCUGCCCCUGCGCCCCUGGCGUACGCUCUCCCCGCCCCCGCGCCGUGCGCUGCCCCCGCGGUGACGUACGCCGCCCUCCCACCCCCACCCCCCAUGUACGCGGCCCCCGCCCCUUGCAUGUGCUACUAAACAUUUUGUAAAUUGUU